Messenger RNA from Penicillium pulvis, 1797 nucleotides. RefSeq names its product fungal specific transcription factor domain-containing protein. Lineage: Eukaryota; Fungi; Ascomycota; Eurotiomycetes; Eurotiales; Aspergillaceae. The transcript has 2 exons. The record is from RefSeq and is a predicted model, not a curated record. Bases 1 to 1797 code for a protein of 598 amino acids.
AUGAUGAAUCAAUUGGCUCAACUGCAACAAAAGGUCGAUGACUUAUACAAGAAUCGCAAUGCAACUCCAAACCUGGACUCCGACAAAUCCCAAGCAUUAUUGUCGACCGAGAAAUCUUCACCAUUCAACGGACAGCUAUCCAUUGAAUCUACUAGUCAGCCUUUUGACAGUAGCCAGCAUUUUGGUAUCUUUCAGCCAACAGACACUUUCGUUACAAGCACAUCAUCACCUGGCUAUAUCGCAUCAAGCUCUCAGAUCCGGGCCCUUCGUGGGCUCAGGAACACCAAGCGCUCCUCAGAAUCGGGCCAUAAUCCCACAGAAAAGAUAAUCUCGGUCAAACUCCCAGAGAAAUCCAUUCUAUGGUCCCAAGUGGAAGCUUUCUUCGAAGAAUUCGGAUGUUUCUGGCCAUUCUUGCGCGAGGAAAAAGUUCGCCAACGAUUAUCUGCGGUAUUGGAUAACCUUGACUAUGGGGAUAAGCAAAGGGAGAUCAAAGUGACCGCUGAAAAUUGCAAGAUCAUUGCAAUAUUACUGAAUAUGCUGGCAUAUGCAUCGCUUAUGACCGAGCCAUAUACAUCUGAAGACUCUACACCGGGAUCCCAAACGUACUGCAAAGGGCUGAGUCUAAUGGAGACCUUUGCGAAGCUGCAUGAUAAUGAUCUGGAUACCAUGAUCUACCAUACACUAUCCGCAGCUUUCUUCCUCGGGGCAGAGAAGCUACAAAUGGCGCUGCAAAGUGCCUCACAAGGAUUCUAUAUUGCGCGUCGCACCGAGCUCAAUAACCAGAAACAGUGGCCCACAAAUGUACAAGACGAGAUAGUCUGCCGGCAGUCCUUGUGGUGGACGCUAUACUUCCUUGACAAGCGGAUUACACAAAAGAUUGGAAUAACAUAUUCCGUUCGAGAAAAUGAAUGUGGUGUGAGAGACUUCUUCGAUGCAGAAGACGAUCGUGGCUUGCAGGAUCAUCAUCAGCUACUCCAGAGCAUGAUUGCAUUCAGUCAGCUCUGGUCAUAUAUUUGGGAUUGCUUCUUCUCUCCACGGGCCUUUGAGAAGCAGGAUGAUUGGGAGGACCUUGAAUUGACAGAUACCCGGAUUAUGUUGGCUUAUCGCCGACUACCUUCAACGCUUCAUUGGAGUUCAGAAAAUGUUUUCAAUUAUAUGACCGAGGAGAGCGAGAGGCAUAUUCGUCGCCGGAUUCUUGUUUUCCUGCGCCGUGAAUCGUGUGUCUCUCUCUGCAAGGGGAUGGUCGAUGCGGUGCAAGCCUACACUGAUACAUUCGGAUGUCCCAAGCCAAGCGGCUACUUCUUAACAUCUGCUUUAGUAGAAAGCUUAUACUGGGUUGAGCUUGAGCGUCGGCAAGAUGUUCCGAUUCUUCCAGAGUCCCUCCUCAAUAGCACCAAGUCUCUUGCCACGAAGCUACUUCGAAAUCUGUCAUCCGAAAGUGGAGCGGCUGCAAGAGCAUACGAAGCGUUGGGUGAUGUUCUUUCCACGGAAAGUUUGGGGAGUCUCCACCUUGGGAAUUUUGAUGAGCUGAUAGAGUCUCCGAGAUACAUGGAAAACAUGUUUGACCUGGGAGAAAUGUGGAAUGACAAAGAUCCUUUCUCAUUGGACUUUGGUGCAAUGAUGACUGACUCCAAAGCUAUUAGUGAUCAGCAUUCCAAAAGCACCCCGAGCCCAUCUACACGAAGAACUGUGGAGACACAUGGGAGCCAUUUCAAUCAUUUUUCCGAGGACUUUGAUUGGUAUUCUCUGAUGCAGUCACUGCCUUCGGGUGAGUCUGACCCGCUCGAUCUUUUCUAG